Molecule: messenger RNA, 781 nt
Organism: Maniola jurtina (meadow brown)
Lineage: Eukaryota; Metazoa; Arthropoda; Insecta; Lepidoptera; Nymphalidae
Exons: 3
Coding region: 99-695 (198 amino acids)
Source: RefSeq, a predicted model, not a curated record
UCGUGUCUUGCUGAUGCUGCUAUUUCCGACGAAUUGGACGUGACUGUUCGCAUUUUGAUGAAUGCCAGUAAAAAUGUCGCGGUCUCAAUACGGAUAACAUGUGUCAGUUGGUGGCGAUUCUUUCACUAGUGGUGUUGGCACUUGCUGCAUGUGUUCCUCCACCACUACGAGUGACGAUUGAUUGUUCUUCCGGAGAGGAUUCCCAGUACCUGCCAAAAUACAGGUCUGCUGAGUUUUCGAGAAGCAAUUCACGCUUCGAUAUCAACUCGUUUUGCGAUUUGAUUCACCGCGCAAUCCCGGAAGCGGUCAAGAAUGGAAAGUUCGUAACUGGACAAGAAGAUGACCAAGUUGGUCACAGCGACACAGUGGCCCCCGUAAUGGCUGCUCCACCGAGAGGUUUUAUUCCUCCAGGAUUCCCGAAAUUAAGGCCUUCAAGACUAGGUACACCAAAGUUAGAUGUGCCAAAGCUAAGACCGAUGCUACACGGCCUGAAAGCACCAAAAAUAGGACCAGCAAAGUCAUUUAGGCGAUUAAGGUAUGAAGAAGAAGAGUCGAGCGCGGAACGAAUGGCGAGAUUCAAAAAAGGCGUUCAGAAGAUGUUGCAAGUGGUCAAAGUUAUUGGUAAAAUUGAUCAGUACCUAUCAGAAAGAACAAGGAUCAUUGUGGAUAAAUUGACAAAGACAUUUGCAGAUUGAUUACGUAUUUUGAGAUGAAUUCAACUUAUAUGUAAUAUAAUGAUGUUACUUUUAACUGCUUUUAAAUUUAUGUGACAGUUCAGAUA